GUGGAAUUCCCUGCUAGGAUAACAAAUACAACUGUAUACAUUCAAUAUUUUAAAUUCCCAAGCUUACCAAGAAAGAAACCCCACGAACACAAGGAGGAAGCAGAAUGAUUUCCGGGAUCGCACAUGUUAAUCUAUUAGUUCCACAAGGAACCCUCGACGAGGCGGAAGAAUUCUAUAGUGGGGUAUUGGGGUUUACAAGAGUGGCUGUUCCAGCGUUACAAAAGGAUGGACUUGCAUGGUAAGCCGAUUGCUCCCUUCUCCUUUUUCGAUAUGUUGAUAAAACUGGUUGAAGUGAUGUGUAAUCAGAGCUAAUGCUUGCUGUGAAGGUUCGAUAUUACACCUGGCGGACAACAAGUCCAUAUUGCUUUUGGAGUCAAUGAUUUAAAUUCCUCAAGACAUCCUUGUUUUAAGGUUGGCUCUCAGGAAUCACUUGCGGCUUUGCAGCAGAAGGUUUGGGAUUGCCAUGUUGGUGGGACCAAAGCUGCUGCUCAACAGGCUGAUAAACCCGGAGAGUUGAAUUCUGGUAUGUGAAUCCGAGUUGAUGAGUUCUUUGAAUGUAAAAAAUAAUAUCGCCUUAUUAGGCGAAGAUGCAAGAAGAGAAUAUCGAAUGCAACUCAACACUCUGAUUUACGCUAAUGCUGUUUUCUGAAUAGGAGCCAAGGGCAUUGAGUAUCCCACUAGAUUUUUUGCAAGAGAUUAUGCCGGGAAUCGACUUGAGUUUAGUUUGUGAGAAGUGAUUCAGAGAUGGGACGGAACGGGAUUUUCCAUUACAAGUCCGAUGAUUCUAUCUAAAGUCAAGAGAGAGACAGAGAAGGAUCACACAUCAGGUAGUGAAUCAAACCCAGGGUGGGAGAAAUCCCUGCGCAAUAACUAAGCUCGUCUAUUCUUGAAUUGUUAUUGGCCGUCUCUUGUGUUUAUUGG
Molecule: messenger RNA, 921 nt
Organism: Hymenoscyphus albidus
Lineage: Eukaryota; Fungi; Ascomycota; Leotiomycetes; Helotiales; Helotiaceae
Source: the annotation of a GenBank genome assembly